GCAAGGUAACCUCCAAUUGAACAGUUACCAGAGUAGCAGUUAGGUGAGCGGAGCAAGACGAAAAAACGGGUAUAAAAGCGACCCGUGAAAUGGUUAUAGUGCCACAUUGAAAAGAACAGCAGAGAAAGAAGAUGGAGGGAAGAUCAAACAGUAUUCUCGUCAAUGGAAUGCAAUUCUCUUACGAUUUCCAAAGUCCUAUCUUUUUCGAUUUCAGCCUAAAGAUUUCUCCCGGAUCUCGAUGUCUCCUUGUCGGUGCAAAUGGAUCCGGAAAGACGACACUGUUGAGGAUAUUGGCGGGAAAGCAUAUGGUGGGAGGAAGAGAUGUAGUGAAGGUGCUGAAUUUUUCAGCAUUUCAUGACACCCACCUCGUCUGUGAUGGUGAUUUGGCAUACCUAGGAGAGUCCUGGAGCAAAAAUGCUGGCUCUGCUGGAGAGAUUCCACUUCAGGGAGAUUUUUCAGCAGAACAUAUGAUAUUUGGAGUCGAAGGAGUCGAUCCAGUUCGGCGAGAGAAGUUGAUUGAGCUGCUGGAUAUUAAUCUGCAAUGGCGUAUGCACAAGGUAUCUGAUGGUCAGAGACGCAGAGUUCAAAUCUGCAUGGGUCUCCUUCACCCCUAUAAGGUUCUUUUGCUGGAUGAGGUUACAGUUGACUUAGAUGUUGUAGCAAGGAUGGAUUUGUUGGACUUCUUUAAGGAAGAAUGCGAACAGAGAGGAGCUACUAUUGUCUAUGCAACACAUAUAUUUGAUGGACUGGAGUCCUGGGCAACAGAUCUUGUUUACAUCCAAGAUGGAGUUCUGAAGAGGUCUGAGAAAUUACCCGAGCUUCCCGAGUUGAAGUCUUCCCCCAAUUUGCUUUCAGUAGUUGAGAACUGGUUGAGGUCUGAGACCACGAUUGAGAAAAAGAAGCCGGUUAUCGCCCCACCAAAAGUUCAGAAAUCCUCUCCUUUUGGCUCUUCUCCGUUUCAGUCAUCUAGACAUAUGGCAUAUUUCCGCUGAUUUAUGCGUUCUGUAUUCAGAGUGGAAUAAAACCUUGUAGGAUUUAUGCGUUCUGUUUUUGCUGAUUUAUGCAUUCUUCAGUAUGAGCAGCUGGGGUAAUGCUGUCGCUAUCACGGGCUACACCCUUGGCUGAAUUCAAAAGUAGGAAUUAUGGCAACUCGGGUUAAAGUUACAUGUUGAAGCCCUGAGGAUGUGCCUUUAGUGCAAGUAUUAUAGUAUUCCAUUCCUAUAUGUAUACUAGUCACAAGCAAUUUCAUGUAACACCAAGCUGCCAAAAUAUUUUUUCUUCCUUCACAUUUGACUCUGCAAAUUCAUCAA
Molecule: messenger RNA, 1310 nt
Organism: Nicotiana attenuata
Lineage: Eukaryota; Viridiplantae; Streptophyta; Magnoliopsida; Solanales; Solanaceae
Product: ABC transporter I family member 21-like
Exons: 6
Coding region: 132-992 (286 amino acids)
Molecular function (GO): ATP hydrolysis activity; ATP binding
Source: RefSeq, a predicted model, not a curated record